This is a messenger RNA of Colletotrichum chrysophilum, 1326 nucleotides long. RefSeq lists its product as uncharacterized. The record is from RefSeq and is a predicted model, not a curated record. Lineage: Eukaryota; Fungi; Ascomycota; Sordariomycetes; Glomerellales; Glomerellaceae. Bases 1 to 1326 code for a protein of 441 amino acids. The transcript is spliced from 3 exons.
AUGCUAUUUGGCCAGCAGAAGGACUGGGAGGCUUUCCAGUCAUUUGCUUUCAGUGUCGAGUCGGGAGACACGCUCCUCAUCGAUGAUGCUUCAAUCAUGACUCCCAAGUUCGCCCAAAGCGCAGCGGAGACUAGUGGUGUCCGUCAAAUCUGUUGCGCUGUGGGUGCGCUUGGGAGGUCCUUCCAGUCGAUGACCCUGGAAGAUUACAUCAGUGAGGAGUACCAGGCGGCCUUGGAGCAUUAUGGUCGCGGGGUCCGCGCAAUAUACCGACUGAAGUCUUCGAAGACCACCUUGCCCAGCGCCAUUCUAGCGUCGAUGCUUUUCACGACUUUCGAGUUCAUGGCUGGCAGCACAGUCAACGCCGCCAAACACCACAACCACGCUGUUGCCAUGAUGUACCAAUAUGUUGAUUUGUUGAUCGAGGAGCAGGGUCUUCCCCUUGAGGAGCUUAGACUCUCGGAUAUGGACAAGGCCAUCAUGAGCAAAAUUCCCGACCGCUUCAACAGCACUCAGCAGGCUUUUACCUGGUGGAACUUCGUGCAACACAUGAUGGCCCAUUCGCUCCACCCUCUCAAGAUUUCCGGGGACGGGGUCCGACGAGUCAGCGAGGCUACGAAGGCUGCUGCGUACAACGAAUGCGACGACUUCCUUCACUCGUGGCGCACCGCUUUCACGCCGCUUUUGCAACACGCCAAAGAACACAGAAUCACCCAUGGCUCCCGAUGGUCGCGGGCGAUGAUUCUUGAGACCAUGUAUCUCGAGACCAUCUCAGAGCUGCACGCCCGCCACAAGACACACGCAAACAUGCUGCCGGCGGUGAAGCCACUUUACCUAGAUCUCAUCCGCAGCAUGAUGCAGCUUGCCCGGGAGAAGCCCCUCAACGGCCCCGCCACGAUUGGGCUUGAGAACUCCAUCAUCCGCCCCAUAGGCUUUGCACUGGUUAGAUGUCAAGACCCGGAAGUUGUGCAAGAGGCAACGACUGCUUUGGAAGCUAUCGUAGGCGGUGUGAACAUGUCCUGGACAAUUUACAGCGCCGGUGGAACCAUCCUGUCAGCCUCAAACUACAGUCGUCUUGACAACAUCGCCUACGGCUCGGGCAAUCCUCCCACCCCCGAGGAUCUGAUUGGCAAUAUCACCGAGGUCCUCGACGUCGCCCAGCUUGCGAUUGUGAGGUUCCCAGCAUCAGGCGGAAGCGCGGGCCUCAAUUCUUCGCUGUACUUGAACAUCAGCCAAUACGCCAACAAACAGCUCUGUUCUGAGGGGAGCGAUAUCGCUGGUGCCAUCAUGUUCCACGGGACGAACACAUUAGAGGAGACAGUGGGUUGA